Molecule: messenger RNA, 4538 nt
Organism: Hibiscus syriacus
Lineage: Eukaryota; Viridiplantae; Streptophyta; Magnoliopsida; Malvales; Malvaceae
Product: auxilin-like protein 1
Exons: 8
Coding region: 203-4345 (1380 amino acids)
Biological process (GO): clathrin coat disassembly; clathrin-dependent endocytosis
Cellular component (GO): intracellular membrane-bounded organelle; vesicle; cytoplasm
Molecular function (GO): clathrin binding
Source: RefSeq, a predicted model, not a curated record
CCCUCUUAAUUUCUCAUAUUUAACUUACCGUACACUGACAAAUAUACCACAUUUAAUAAUAUUUCCUUUUUUUGUUCUCAUCAUUUUCUCGUUCUAAUCAAAAUUAUCUCUUCAUUUUCUCGUCUCCCCAGUCUUCUUCUCUUCCUGUCUUGUACUCUGCAGUGAAACAGAGAAAACAAAAAACAAACCCUAAAGAUCUUCAAUGGAAUACCAAAGAGCUUCGGCUGCCACGGCUUUCACUAAGAAACUUAGUAAUGGCCACAGCUUCAACGGUAAAAAUAUGUACGACGGCGUUUUUGCUGGUCAAAGUAAGGCCGGAUCGGGAGUUGAAGACUACGCCGAGAUAUUCGGCGGCGGUUCGGGUUCUUCUAUUCCGUUUCUCGAUGUCCCUGAGUUGAACCAGAGGAAGUUCUCGGUCGAUGUUUCGAGCUCGAAGCUUGAUUAUUCCAACAUUUUUGGCGGUUUUGGGGGCUUCGAUUUUGCAGUCUCUCAUGAAGAAUUCGUUGCUAAACCAACGAGAGAUAAGAAGAGACCUGCUAAGACUCCAUCUUUUUCAGAAGGGUCAUUCUCGUACCCUUCGAGUAAUCCAGUGGGGAAUCAAGUUUUGUCGAAUGAUCAGGCCUCCCAUGGAUCAAGUAAUGGUGGGAAACAGUUCAAAAUGUCUUAUAAUAAAAGCAUCCCUGGAGGCAAAGAGGGGACAAAUGCAACAAUACAUGUAGCUGUUCCGGGUUUUACUUGCCUAGUUGAUGGAAAAGUUACCCCAUUGAGGAAGAAGCCGGUUUCUUCUGUUGUAAAUGAGCCAUAUGAGACCGACAAGUUUGGUGAGGGUAAAAGGGAUAGCAUACAUUGCAAGAAACCGGCAUCGGAUGUUCAACCUUGUGGUGCUAGUAAAAUGACUUCGAAAGGUGUUGAUCGACUGCAUGGCGAAACUAAAAGUAACGGAUUUGAUUGUAAACAGACUUCAAAAUGUGUUGAUCAAUUGCAUGGCAGAACUAAAAGUAAUGGGUCUGAUUAUAAUGAUGUAUUAUUCGGUUCCUAUGAUUUUGGCCAUAGAAUACCUCCUUCGGAGGUGACCCGGGCUUCAAGCAUGUCGUAUAACAAGGUUGUUAAUAGUCGUGAUUCUUGGAAGUUUGGGGUUCCGAGGAGUCAAUCUUUGGAUAUUGAUGCUGGUUUUUCUUCUCCCCCUUACUUGGAUGAUGAAGUGGAUGAAAAUUCAGUUGCUGCUUCAUCUGCUGCAGCAGUGAAGAAGGCAAUAGAGGAGGCUCAAGCCAGGUUAAAGGUUGCAAAAGAAAUAAUGGAAAGGAGAAAAGGUCAGAUGGGUCGGGUCAAACCCAGCUUUAAUGGUAGUUCAAUAGGUAAGGAGAGAAAGAGGGAAAAAGAUACUGUCAAACAAAAUGAUUUCAGGGAAGAUAAAGCUCAGGAGACUAAUGAAAAGAUACUGGCUUCUCAGCAAACUUCCAGUGGAGUAAAAAUGCAAAAUGUGAUGAAAGCGGAUCAAGUGGCUGCUGAACCAGAAGAGGAGGAGAGAGGUUUCAUCGCAAGAGAAUCUGCUGGAGAAAUACGUGCAGAGAAUUUCAUAUCUUCACAGGCCGAUUGUAGACAGGAAGUGGGAAAAAAGGAAGCAGCAAAAGAGGGAGAAAGAAAAAAUGUAGUCCUGAAUAUGAAUGAGCAUGAAGGAGAAGAGAAGAAAAUCAUUGAAAAACCAGAUGUUGUAAAGGAAGCUGCUGAGCAGGAGAGGAAAAUAGAUACAUCAAAAGAGUUUUGUGAUAAGGAGGAAUGUCUGCACAGAUCAGUGCCCGAUAUAGAGCUUUGUGAUCCGAAAGAAGAUGAAGCCAAACUAAGGUUCAAUGAACAGUGGAAAAAAACUGAAGAGAAAGUGUGCAAUGAUCUAGACUUAUGUGAAAGGAAAUUGAAAGGUCCAGAGAAAUCUAUAGAAGAGAGAAAUGUUGAAAUGGGAGAACUAAAAGAUAAUAACAAUUUGGAGAGAUUAACAGUUGCUCAUGGAAGGGUAGAUGUGGAGGAGAAACAAAAUUGUGUGAUUGAACCAGAAAAUGGUUAUACUUUAAAAGAUGCUUCCGAGAAGGAAGACGAUGGGAUGCUAAUACAAGAAGUUUCUGUGCAAAAAGAACUCACAAAGAAAUCUGAAGAAGCUUUUGAGAUAUCAGAACUGCCUGGGGAACACAAAUUGUCUUGUGGACCAGAAUACAAUGAAGAGGAAGAUGCUUGCGAUAGUGAAGACAAUGAACUGAUGUCAGACAAAAUGGAGAAACCUGAAAUACUUGAUGAUCUUAGAGAUAACACUUCUGAUCAUGAGGAAGAAAAGAGGAAACUUGAAGAAACUGGUGAUUUGUUGGGGAAUGAGGAAUUUAUGGAAGCUGAAGAGACUGGAGAUUUUCUUGAAGAUACUUAUCAAAUGGAAGUAGCAGAUGAGGGACAAGAAGAGGCUUCUGAGAGUAGGGGAACUAAAGAGAUGCUAACACAGACUGAUCAAGAAGCCUAUGAGAUGAUGGAAGCAAGGGAAGAUGCUCUCGACUGCAAUUGGGAAGAACUUGAAUUAGCUGAUAAUGUAUACAAUGAAAAUGAAUUUAACAACGUAGGUGACACUUUAGAACCCUCCACUAAUAUAGACAGCUGUGAAAUGACUCCAGAAUUACCUCUUAAUGAAGACAAUGGAGGGAUUGCAGAAGGAUGUAAAGCUUUUAGUGAGAGUGAAGAAACUAGAAGAGAUUCUGAAGCAGAUGAAGUGGCUAGUGACUUGGAAGAAAACCUGGCAUUUGAUAAAUCUGAUUUGGCUGAAAGCAACUUGAAACCAGAAGAGAUUAAGCAGCAAGCAGAGAAUACAACAGAUGCAUUUAGUUUUGACAGAAGCAGUAUAGAUGUUGAUACAGCAGAUAUAUUGUUUGAAAGAGAUGAAUAUGAGCAGUAUUCCAAGACAUCUGAAAGAAGCUUAACCAUUGAGAAGCUUGUAGAAGAACAGGCUUGUGAAACGGUAGAUCUCGGGGAGGGUAAAAUUUGUUCAGAACUGGAGGAGAACAAGUAUAACCUUGAACACUCUGAUGAGGUAAGAUUUGUUGAUUCCCAGUUACAUUGCAAUUUUGGCGAGAAACAUGAAGCAACAGAAAUAGCUCGUGAGAUGGAAGCAGACUGUAGUACAGAAUAUAAAGAGGAGAAUUGUCCUGAAACUCUUAUGAAGAAAGAGAGGGAAACAAAAAAUGCUUGCCGAGAAGAAGUUACAUUGAAGCAGGUAAGAUUGGUUGAUGCACAGUUACAUUGCGAGUUUGGGGAGAAACAUGAAUCUGCGGAAAUGGCACAUGAGAUUGAAGCAGGCCAAAGUUCAGAAUGCAAACACGAGAAUUGUCCUGAAACCCUGAUGAAGGUAGAGAGUGAAACCAAAAAUGCUUCCCGGGAAGAAGUUAAGCUAGUGAAGGAAAAACAAAGAAGAGUGGAUGAAGCAAAAGAGAGGGAAAGGGAAAAAGAAAAGGAGAGAAUAGCUGUUGAAAGAGCAAUUCGUGAAGCUCGUGAAAGGGCCUUCGCAGAAGCCCGUGAGAGGGCUGCUGCUGGAAGAACAAAUAUAGAAGCACAGCAUAAGGUAAAAGCUGAAACCCAAGGAGAGGCAGCCAAGCCUUCUGCUGAGGCCAAUGAUAAGGCAUUUUUGGAAGCCAAACUUAAAGCUGAGCGUGCUGCGGUAGAGAGAGCAACUGCAGAGGCCCGGAAGCGUGCCCUGGAGAAAGCUUUGUCCGAAAAGGCUUCCCUUGGAGCCAGAAACCAGGCUGAAAAGUUCUCUGAUUCAAAGCAGAGCUUCCAAUCUUAUGAUUUACGAUACAAAGUUUCGUGUCCUCCUGCAUCUUCCUCAUAUGUUGGUUCUUCAAAUCAAUGUGCUUCAAAAUAUCCCGAGGGGCUGGAUAUUGGUGCUGGUGAGUCAGCUCAAAGAUGUAAAGCUAGGACGGAAAGACAUCAAAGGACUGCAGAACGAGCAGCCAAUGCUCUUGCGGAGAAGAACGAGCGCGAUCUUCUUGCUCAGAAAGAACAAGCUGAAAGAAAUAGGUUAGCUGAAACUCUGGAUGCUGAAGUCAAAAGGUGGUCAAGUGGGAAGCAGGGAAAAUUACGUGCAUUGCUAUCAACGUUACAAUAUAUCCUUGGCCCCGAAAGCGGUUGGCAGCCAAUACCACUUACAGAUAUUAUAGCCACCGCAGCUGUAAAGAAAGCAUAUAGGAAAGCCACGUUGUGUGUUCAUCCUGAUAAGUUGCAGCAACGAGGGGCUACCAUACAGCAAAAGUAUAUUUGCGAGAAAGUUUUUGAUCUUCUCAAGGAGGCUUGGAACCGAUUUAGUGCCGAAGAACGGUAGAAACUUGCUGCCAUGGAGGGUGUAUUGCCAUUGCAUUCUCUUCCCAGAUGCACAAGAAAAUCAAGUCGUAGGCAUUCAUUUUACUCAUUUGCCUGGGUUAAUCCAUGUUUUACUUCCAUAUUCGUAUUAAAUCAAACAAAUAUAAUGCCAAAAUUUAAGCACCCCCGAGAAAAAGAAAAUGUUGGUAACAGAA